AUGGGUUUAGAUCCUAUGAACCAAUCUAUAGCCAAGAAUGCAACUGAUGGAACUUUUAUGGACAAGACAUUCACAAGGGUCACACAAAUCCUUGACAAAAUGGCACAACAUAAUCAAGCUUGGCACUCAGAGGACACCAUAGGUAGAAUUGCAUAUGGUUCUCCUUCCUUGACCAACAUGAUCAUGGAAAAUCAAGAGAGAGAUCAAGUAAUCGCAGGGCUUGCCACCAAUGUCAAUGUGUUGGCAAAGAUGUUCACCAAAAGCCAAACGAAGAAGGUAAAUGUGGUGGAGGAUGUGCAACCCAUAUCAAAUGAAGACUUUGAGGAAGCAAACUAUGUCAGCAACUCUCAAGGAGGAUAUCAAAGGCAACAAUACCAAGGAUCCGAACAAGAGGUUGAGGUUGAAGAGCCAAGUGUUAUUGAGGUUGAAAAGGUUCCGGAAGAGCUGAGAGUGCAAGAAGAAAAUAUGGAAGAGGUAAAGGAAAAGAUGCCGGGUUUUGCUAAAUAUUUGAAAGACUUGAUUACCAAGAAGAUAACCACCAAGUAUGAAGUGGUGAAUGUGACUCACCGGGUUAGUUCCAUUAUUGCAACAUCCACCAUUCAAAAGAAAGAAGACCCGGGAGCUUUCACCAUUCCAUGUACUGUUGGGACACAUGAUUUUGCAAGAGCCCUUUGUGAUAAUGGGGCUAGCGUCAACUUAAUGCCUCUUGCCAUUUACAAGCAAGCAGGGUUAGGUAUGCCAAGGCCCACAAGUAUGAGAUUGCAAAUGGUCGAACAUUCCAUAAAGAGACCGGUGGGAAUUGUCGAUGAUGUGCUUGUAAAAGUCGGAAAGUUUCUUUUGCCUACCGAUUUCAUAAUCCUUGAUUGUGUAGUUGACAAAUAG
Messenger RNA from Nicotiana tabacum (common tobacco), 882 nucleotides. Lineage: Eukaryota; Viridiplantae; Streptophyta; Magnoliopsida; Solanales; Solanaceae. The record is from RefSeq and is a predicted model, not a curated record.